This is a messenger RNA of Pygocentrus nattereri (red-bellied piranha), 1317 nucleotides long. Its product is annotated as procathepsin L-like. Gene Ontology annotation, biological process: immune response. Gene Ontology annotation, molecular function: cysteine-type endopeptidase activity. The transcript has 9 exons. The record is from RefSeq and is a predicted model, not a curated record. Gene Ontology annotation, cellular component: lysosome. NCBI's taxonomy places the organism in Eukaryota, Metazoa, Chordata, Actinopteri, Characiformes, Serrasalmidae. Bases 40 to 1038 code for a protein of 332 amino acids.
AAAGGCUUCACCUGACCCUGUCCUGCAGUCUUCCCGAGAAUGAGGGUUUUGCUUGCUCUUGCCGCUCUUGUGGUUGUGGCUGGUGCAGCCAGUGUCUCUCUGGAGGAUCUGGAGUUCCACGCCUGGAAACAGAAGUUUGAUAAAGGUUAUGGUUCAGAGGAAGAGGAGACUCGGCGUAAGAUGAUCUGGCUGGACAAUCGUAAGCUGGUCCAGGAGCACAACAUGCUGGCUGACCAGGGCAUCAAAAGCUACAGACUUGGCCUGAACCACUUUGCAGACAUGGACGACCAGGAGUUCCAGGCCAGGAUCGGCAGCUGCCUGGGAUCCUUCAACAUGACCAAGGCCCACAGUGCACCUGCAUACAUCAGACGGGCAGGGGGUGCUGAUCCACCAAAUUAUUUAGAUUGGAGGAGUAUGGGAUACGUGACUGAAGUUAAAAACCAACAAAACCUUAACUCCUGCUGGGCCUUCAGCGCAACAGGGGCGCUAGAGGGCCAGAUGUUUCGGAAGACGGGGAGGCUGAUAUCCCUGAGCAAUCAACAGUUGGUUGACUGCUGUCAGGAUUUUCGAAAAAGGGACUAUCAAGGUUCUUACCCAGAAGAGGCCUUUAAGUAUAUCAUAUCCGCAGGAGGCCUGCAGGCAGAGUCUUCUUAUCCAUACAUAGCCCAGGUUGGGAGGUGCUGGUUUAAUCCAUGGUUUGUUGAGGCUACCUGCAGAGACUACAAAACGUUGCCCAGUGGAGAUGAGAAGACUCUGCAGUACGCCGUAGCCGAAAUCGGACCUAUUUCUGUAAUCAUAAGCAUUUCCCGCUCCUUCUCCCAGUUUUAUAAGUCAGGUGUAUAUGAUGAGUGUGGCACAAAUGACCUAUUACAUGCUGUCCUUGUUGUUGGUUAUGGCACUGACGGUUUUGGAAAGGACUACUGGCUGGUCAAGAACAGCUGGGGUGAUUGGUGGGGUGAAAGAGGCUACUUCAGAAUAGCCAGGAACAAGAAUAACCAGUGUGGUAUCGCCUCAUAUGCUGUCUUCCCUGUGGUUUAAAGAUUGGAGAGAGACAGAACCUGAAAACCCCACAGAGGAGGUUAUAGACUCAUCAGAUCACCAUUUACUUACUGAUGCAGCAAAUAAAUAAAUAAAGUUUUUUCCCUUUACAUUUUUAAACUUUUCUUUUUCAAUUGUCACCUUCUGGAGUGGUUUUAGCUUUAGUUAAACCACUACAGUGCUUCAAUCCUUUCUAUAAAAUAAGCAAUUUGUCUGUGAGUGAAAUAUUAAUGUUUCUUACUGCUAAAAAAAUCUAAUAAACUGUCAGCAUUCACGCAA